This is a messenger RNA of Zalophus californianus (California sea lion), 849 nucleotides long. RefSeq names its product acrosin. Gene Ontology annotation, biological process: acrosome reaction; proteolysis. Gene Ontology annotation, molecular function: serine-type endopeptidase activity. Lineage: Eukaryota; Metazoa; Chordata; Mammalia; Carnivora; Otariidae. The record is from RefSeq and is a predicted model, not a curated record.
AUGAUAGAGAUGCUGCCAACUGCCAUUCUGCUGGCCUUGGCAGUGUCUGUGGUUGCCAAAGAUAACGCCACGUGUGAGUCCCCCUGUGGGUUACGGUUCAGGCAGAACCCACCGGGAAGUGGCCAUAUCGCCGGAGGGCAGGAUGAAAUCGGGGCCUGGCCCUGGAUGGUCAGCCUCCAGGUAUUCAUAUCCCAUAAUAACCGAAGGUACUAUGCGUGCAGAGGCACCUUGCUGAACUCCCAUUGGCUGCUUACGGCUGCCCACAGCUUAUUCUCCAAUAAUUACGCAAAUGUAUAUGACUGGAGACUGAUUUUUGGAGCAAGGGAAUUUACGUAUGGGAACGAUAAGGCAGUGAAGCCACCUCAACAGGAGAGAUAUGUCGAGAAAAUCAUCAUUCAUGAGAAAUACAUCCCCAGUUUAUAGCACAAUGACAUCACUCUCAUGAAGAUCACCCCUCCCGUUCCCUGUCAGCAAUUCAUCGGAACGGGCUGCCUGACCCAAUUUAGGGCAGGCCCACCUAGACUUCCCCAGGCCUGCUGGGUGGCUGGCUGGGGAUUCUUGAAAGAGAAAGCCUACAGGAUCGCACCUACACUGCAGGAGGCCCGUGUGAACCUCAUCGACCUCGUUUGUAACUCCACCCAGUGGUACAAUGGGUGCAUUUGUUCAACCAAUGUGUGUGCAGGGUACCCUGAAGGCAAGAUCGACACCUGCCAGCAGCGGGCCUCUCAUGUGCAGAGACAACAUGGCAAACACCUAUGUGGUCGUGGGAGUCACAAGCUGGGGGUGGCUGUGCCUGAACUAAGCGCCCCGGAGUCUCCUGCCCAUCAGUAUCUGCUCCGGGACCUGUAA